AUGGGCCAUGCAGCGAUAAAGCUGUGCGACUCAGUUUCAGAAAAUCCCAGUGAACGGGCCAACUCAGGAUGGGCAAAGCAUGAGCCAGGCCAUGAACUCAUCUCGAAAGGUUCGCUAUGGUUUGAUCCGUUCUUCAUGUUGUGUAUAAUGAGAGAUAUCGCUGAGGGUCUCCGAUAUCUGCACGGCUCAUUCAUCGAAUCGCAUGGUCGUCUCCGUUCAGAGUGUUGUUUGGUGACUGACAGCUGGCAGGUGAAAAUUUGCGAUUACGGUAUCGGAUCAUUGCGAGAAGAUGAACGUCUCAAGAAAAAACCGAAGUCGUAUGUUACGGCCAAAAUCAUCAAUUGUGGAGCAUAUAUUGAGAAUGAGAUAUGGAACCAUAUUCAUGGCUAUCUUUGCUGGUCUGAGAUGAGAUUCCCUAGGAGGGCUGACCUGAUGGAAGCGGCACGGAUGAGCAACUUACCGUUUGUCCGUCAAUUACGGUAA
Ostertagia ostertagi is the source of this 483-nucleotide messenger RNA. The record is from the annotation of a GenBank genome assembly. Lineage: Eukaryota; Metazoa; Nematoda; Chromadorea; Rhabditida; Trichostrongylidae.